Molecule: messenger RNA, 3813 nt
Organism: Spodoptera litura
Lineage: Eukaryota; Metazoa; Arthropoda; Insecta; Lepidoptera; Noctuidae
Gene: mid
Product: midline
Biological process (GO): cell fate specification; heart development; positive regulation of DNA-templated transcription
Cellular component (GO): chromatin; nucleus
Molecular function (GO): DNA-binding transcription factor activity, RNA polymerase II-specific; RNA polymerase II cis-regulatory region sequence-specific DNA binding
Source: RefSeq, a predicted model, not a curated record
ACCGCUUUCGCUUGUGUAACACUACGGACUAUUUCCUCUGCUAUUUCAAUACGCGUUUAACGAUCGUCCUAUAACAUAAUUGAUUUAUAAUUGUGAUUUUACGCGGUUUUGGCUCGAAGUGAUUUUUUGAUAACGUUAUUUUUUUAUUCUGUAAAAAAUGGUAAUUGUAUCGUAAAAGUUUAUUCCUCGGAAAAUAAAUUCGGUGUAAACAUUUUUUUUUUAUUCGCAAGAAAAUGCAUAAACGAAAACCAUGUAGGGGCCGGUUUCGGUGAGAUGUUGGGUGAAGAUUAGUGUUGGACUGAGGUACUGAGAGUUGUUUCAUGGAUGUGGAAAACGCGGAGUGUUGGAGGGCCGGAGGAGAGAGGAUGGUGGCCGAGGAAGGAAAGACGAGGGCGACUGACUUCUCGAUCGCGGCGAUCAUGGCCCGCAGCGGCGCCGAGCCGCGCAGCCCCGUCGCGCAAACACCGCCACACACCGGUUCGGUAUCCAGACAAAGUUCACCGGCAUCGCUCAGCUCUCCAGCGUCGAGCUGCCGGUCCCCCCUGCCGGACGAAGAUGUGGAGGUGGACGUGGAACAGUGUUCUGAUGGAGAGCGAGACGCCUCCGACCACGCCGUGCCUUCACCUGCGCCAUCCUCCGAACUAGGUGAGAGGGACACGCCUUCACCAGCGAGGCCGCUUCCUCCAGCUACCUCCUGCAACUGCGAGGAGUUACUCUCCGUAGACUGUCAGCUGGAAACUAAGGAAUUAUGGGACAAGUUCCAUGACCUUGGCACCGAGAUGAUCAUAACUAAGAGUGGCAGACGCAUGUUCCCGACGGUACGCGUAUCGUUCGCGGGGUGCCGCGCGGACGCGCGCUAUGCCGUGCUGCUGGACGUGGUGCCGGUGGACGGCAAGCGGUACCGCUACGCGUACCACCGCUCGUCCUGGCUGGUAGCCGGCAAGGCGGACCCGCCAGCACCCGCGCGCCUCUACCCGCACCCUGACUCGCCUUUCUCCGGCGACCAGCUGCGCAAGCAGGUCGUCUCUUUCGAGAAGGUCAAACUCACCAACAACGAAAUGGACAAGAAUGGACAGAUCGUCUUGAACUCGAUGCAUCGGUAUCAACCUCGGAUCCAUCUCGUCAAGGUCCGCGAAGGAGGUGGUCCCAUAACGGAUCUCUCAAGAGAACAGCACCGCACCUUUGUCUUCCCGGAAACAGUCUUCACAGCUGUCACGGCCUACCAGAACCAACUCAUAACUAAGCUCAAGAUAGACUCCAAUCCCUUUGCCAAAGGGUUCCGAGACUCAUCGAGACUGACGGACUUUGAUAGAGACCCGAUGGAGCUGAUGUUGAUGGAGCAGCAGUUGUUGCGCUCUCCGUUGCGGCUGUACGCAGGCGGCGCGGAGGAGGAGGCAGAGAAGCGAGCAGCUUGGGCGCGCUCACCGGCAGCAUUGCAGCUUCUGGCGCUGGGAGGCCGUGCGUGGCCCGCCACCUGGCCGCAGCCUCUAGCGCUACCCCACGACCUCUGGCUGCAGAAACCACCCACGCCGUUGCGCUACUGCCCCUACCCGCCCCCCGCGCACCCCAACGCUCCCCCUCAGCCUCGCCCGCAGCACUCACCGUCACCCAGGCAUCCACUGUGAACAUACCAACACAAUCCUGGACUGUGCUCUCAUACCCCUACUAUUUGCCACUUUUACACUGCUAAUGAACGGGAUUCAAAGCAGGAGUUCUAAAGUAGAGUGGCAAAAUGGGUUGCAAUGAAAAUGUGCUGUGACAACCGCAUCAUCGAGUACUCGUAGUAGUGACUCACACGAACUAAAUGAUGAGUUCGGCUAGUAAAGAGACUAUGUGUUUAUUCAAAGUGAGUUUCAAAUUAGUACCUUAAUAGACGAAUGUAACUGAGUAGUUUAAGAGGUUGUCAAUAGAUUACGUGUACUUUAAUACAUAAUUUCAAGGUUCCUACCCGAAAGUAUAAUAUGGAGAAGUAAUGUUAAUGUAGUGUGAAAUGAAUAUAAUUUAACAAUAGUUACCUGCACAUAUAUAUGUGUUUGUAUGAUUCUUACUGAUUUCAUGUUUCUUUCUUUUCGUGGUCUUAGCAAUAUAUUAUCUUCUUAAAUUACAUCGUAAUAUAAUAAACCAAAGAAAUGCGUUGAAAUGACGAAAACAUGAUUACAUUUACAUUCCAGAAAGUAUAAUUAUAUUUGUAGCAAUUUAAUAUUACUUAGCUUUCGUUUGAAUAGAUCUGAAAUUCGUCAUAUGUCCGUGAAGUCUCGAUCUCAUAAGUUUAGACAUAUUAGGUAUUAUAUGUUUGACACAUUAAUUAGGUCCAAUUUUCAUUUAUUACUUUGUCACGCAAAAUGACAAAAGCUUUUGUCCUUGUAUUGUUAAAAUUUAACAAAUAAAGAUGUAACUAAAUAAAAAAAAUAAAGGUGGCCUUUCUGCAACUAUAAACUUUAUAAUGGUCAAUGCAAAGUUGUAUUUAGAUAAAAAAAUAUGAGAUAGGUAUAUCUUUAUAUUAUGUUACUUCUACCACAAUACCUUUAUGAGAAAGAGACGACAUAAGACUUGACAACCCUAGCGUACUCACUGUCGAGUACACACACAUCCUUACACAUUUAAAAAUGCGAAUUAAUUUGAACUCUAAGUCUUUAAUGAUACGAACUAAAAUAUUAAUUAGUUAAUAUUAUAAUUUUUGUCUCAGAAGGGACAGAUUCCAAACCCAAGUGAUGUUUAUUGUAUGUACCUAUUACCUAUGUAUUGUACAUUCUAUGGCUUAAGACUAUUUAUAUUUUACUUUUAGCUGUAAGAUAUAUGAAAAUGUAUGUACUGUAUAGUGGUUGACUAAAUUAUUUUUGUAGGAUAAGCACUGUAAAUAAUGGAACACUUAGAUGUUUAUAUCAAAUAAGAAGUUUUGAAGAAGUAUUGUCUUGUAGAAAAUAUUACGUGGAAGCUCGCAUUGUCGUCAUAAUUUUUUAUCUAAGAAACAACCUAUUAUUGUUAUUAACAUAAAAUAUACCCAAACUCGAGCAACAUAAAGUCCAUUGAUCAUUGUACUACCUUACGUAGCUACAAAAUUGCAAAUCAAUGAUAAUUGCCAUCUCAAAGUAAAAUAAACUCUCACUAGAAAAACAUAAAGCUUAUUUUUUGUUGUGCUGUCUAUAUUAUCAGCAAAAAAAUGUUCAUAGAUAGCAUAAAAUUGUAACCCUAAAAUGAAUUUGUGCGAUUUUAGUUACCCCAUCAUAAAUAUAAGAUGAUGAAUGUUACAUUACAUUCUCCCUCUGUAUCAAAGUAUUAUUGCAAAUUGUAGGGAGAGGGGACUUUCAAUAAUGCUAAUGGAAUUUAACUUACAUAUUUAUAGAGCUUUUGUGGGUACUAGUGUUUUAACAUGAAUAGAAAAUGAAUCAAUAAAUGACUAAAUACUUUUUUGUUCAAGUUCCACCUUAUACGUUUGAAUUCAGAAGUGCCUAAUAUAUUAUUUUAUUUAUUCGAAAUUUUAAAUGUUCCAAAUAAGAAUCUGAUAAAAAAUAAAAUAAUAAAUGUAGCUCGUUUGCAAUUGAGCUAACUGACUAUGACUUUUAUUGCUCAGGAAUACGGACAAUGAUGUUAGCAAGUAAAAAUUUGUUGUAUCAAGAAUGUGGUUACUGCAAUCGUCUUUUGUCUUAAAAUUAAUGCAAUAAAGGUCAAAGUUACUUGUAUCAACUACACUUAAAGAUAUUUUUUUUGUAAAAUGAAGAGGAAUGGAGAUCGAAUUUGAAAAAGGUUAUUUUGUUUUGUGUAAGAUUUAAAAACCAUCGAUGAAUUAUUAUUAUAUUGUUCCUUAAAGUAAAA